Spathaspora passalidarum NRRL Y-27907 is the source of this 1980-nucleotide messenger RNA. RefSeq lists its product as uncharacterized. The transcript has a single exon. The record is from RefSeq and is a predicted model, not a curated record. Bases 9 to 1919 code for a protein of 636 amino acids. Lineage: Eukaryota; Fungi; Ascomycota; Pichiomycetes; Serinales; Debaryomycetaceae.
GCAACCAAAUGAGUAAAUCACACAGGGCAGGGUCUCCUAUACCCAAUGAACGACCUACUGCUAAACGUUCACCUUCCAUCUUAGUCACAGAUGUACGAAGUCACAACAUUAAGGGAACGCGAGCACCGUUUGCAGGUCAAAAUUUCCGUAAACAACAGGAGCAACUUCAACAGCAACAAUCGUCACAAGGGUACACGUUCCAACAACUGGCCCACCAAACUGCAUUACAGAAGCGAUUAGCUUUCCGAAAUAAGUAUACAGAUAUAUCUGUGGAUAAAUUGUUGAGUAAUUCAAGUGAUAUCCCGUCCGGCCAGAGCAGAUUGCCCAGUAAUCGAUAUGAUUCUCCUCCAUUACAGCCUACCAAUGCAUUAGAAAUCCCUAGAAGAAACAUCAGAAGUAUUCCCAAGCUAUCCCAGUCCUUGCCCCUGAGAACAUCCAAGACUUCUCAGAAAUUGGUGUUGAUUCCUGAGCAACAACAACAACAACAACAGCAGCAGCAGCAGCAUCAUCUUCAUCAUCAUAAUAACCAUAAUCAUCCUCAUCGCCCUGGGUCGAUUUCUCCCCCUUUACAACCAACUGUGUCUACAUCAUCAUCGCCUCCACUUCCUCCCACCAGCCCAGAAUUACAACCUCAAAUAACUAGAUCGCGAGCCGAGUUGAUGGAUAAAGAUGCACGUGCCCAGGAGUUUAGUCGUAUGACGGCUUAUUUCAUCUGUGAAUCAUUCAACCUUAAAGCCGUGGCUAAAUUCCUUAGAGAAAACCACGAAGUGAAACCACGAGUCUAUGACGAGGCAUUGUAUGUUCCUUAUUCACUUCCUCUACUCCCAGGUAACGACGGAUUACGUGUCAAGAGUAACAACUCAGCCAAGCUCAUGGCAAACAAUCGAUACAUGGAGAAAUUGAUUAAUCGAAGUGAACAAACUGAUCAUUUGUAUGAAUAUUAUUCGGGAGUGGAGACGCCAGAAGAUGCCAAUAACUAUUCUAUGGAUCCAGAAGUGGAAGACACUAAUGCACCUUUUGACCCAAGUGAACCCCAGUUUUUUGCCCCACCUUUGGAGGAAAGACCCAUGACUGAGGAUGCAAUAAUAAAUGAGAGCGUUUCAUCCCCACCACCGGCGGAACUUCCACCUAAUAGAGUAAAAAAGUUUUUAUCUACCAGUGCAGAACAGCAACGCUCGGCAUCACCAUUGCAUUCUCAGUCGAUUGUGUCUAAACACCACGCAGAGAUGUUUAUAUUCGAAUAUGGGAUUGUGGUGUUUUGGAACUUUUCCGAGAUCCACGAAAAGAACAUCCUUGCUGAUUUGGCAUUCUCGGAAGAACAACUAGUGAUUAACCCCAUUGAUGAACAAGAUAUUGAGACAGAGGAAUUUCAUUUUGAGUAUGAUCCACAGAUUCAUCGUCCGAGAAUAUACAAUGAUAUGGUUACACUCAGACUGGGAGAUCAUAUGAUCAAGCUAACCAUGUCCCAUGCUAUUGCUCAACUGACUAAACUUGGGCUAUUUGAGAGUAAAUUAGUCAAUAUCUUAUCGCUGAUUUCGCGUAUUCCCAAGAAGUUAGCACUUACUGGUAGAAUAGGAUACAAACGAAACCAGCUUCUUAAAAAGAGUGGGAAAUUGUUCAAGUUACGAGUGGAUGUGAACUUGUCCAGUUCGAUCUUGGACACGCCUGAUUUCUUUUGGAGUAUUGAACCAGCGUUGCAUCCAUUAUACCAGGCUGUUCGAGAAUACCUUGAAAUCGACCAGCGAGUCACCGUGUUGAAUGAUCGAUGCAAGAUGUUUUUGGAGUUUGUUGAUAUUGCCAGUGAUAGUAUGAGUGAAAAGAACACCAACCGAAUCACAUGGAUGAUUAUUGUGAUUAUCGGCUUGAGUUUAUUUGUCAGUUUGUUUGAAUUCAUUCUUGAAAUCUUGCCCCAUAAAUAAAGUUCACCUCUAUAUGUCUACGCUACCAAAUCCUAGUCUAAUACAUAAUUAAUUUUUUUUU